This is a messenger RNA of Limanda limanda (common dab), 7296 nucleotides long. RefSeq lists its product as uncharacterized. The coding region runs from base 78 to 6917 and encodes 2279 amino acids. The transcript is spliced from 6 exons. Lineage: Eukaryota; Metazoa; Chordata; Actinopteri; Pleuronectiformes; Pleuronectidae. The record is from RefSeq and is a predicted model, not a curated record. Gene Ontology annotation, molecular function: calcium ion binding.
CCGAAGUGGACGGUCACAGAGAGACAAAGACGUGAAUUCAAUCUAAACGGCAAAGGGACACAAUCCCAUCUGGCGUGAUGGGAGGUCGGACGCAGAGAUGGUGGAUCCUGAGCCUCCUGAUCCUUUCCAGCCUCCUCAGCUUCACUCAACCAGUCCAGGUGAGAGAUGAUGAGUGGGAGGAGCUUGGACCGGACAUCGCUGCACUGCACCGUCUGAGGAACCUGUCUGAACACAUGUUUCAUGAAAGGCUCCAGGAUUCCGCACUACAAAGCGACACUGGAGACAGACGGGACAGAGAGGGGACAGAGAGAAUGGACAUGACCUCCGUCAAAGAGCCGAAGCUGGACUCAAACAUCAACUCCGUCCUGGAACAUGGUGUCCGUGUAGCCAGGGCGGCUGUUGACCGAACCCCAAUGAGUUUGCUGGCUGCUCUUCAGGACUGUGAGGAUGUGACCGACUGCAUCAUUCAAAGGAAACAGGACUUUGAAACCUUCUUGGAAGGUUUUGAGAAACAGAAGAUACAAGAUCGGCUGCUCAUUGCAUCUGAGAUCUCACACAGCUACAGUCAAAAACUUCUGGUCGUGACCGACAAAGAGAAGUCAACAGAAGACAGAGUCCAACAGGAAUACAGCCUGGAUCCUCAUUACUCAGUGAUAGUCAGCAAGAACUGUCUGUUCAAUGAGUCCUGUUGCCCUGAAGCAGACGGCUACACCGUAGUGCAAAUAUUUGGAAGUGUUUCAGAAGAUGGACAAAGUGUAUCUGGGCUUUCUGGCUCAUCUCUUGCGGAGCUGAUGUUCAAACCAUCACUGAGAGGAACUCCAGUGUUCUCCCUUAAUGGAAGCACGUCCACACACUUCCAGCAAAACUUCAUGCGCUUUUUUCAGAUCCGUGGAAUCAAAGCAGUCUUAGAAACCAACCAGGAGAAUCACCAGCUGUACCAGGUCAUGGAUCAACCCGCCUCAGUUUCCAGCUACAGAAUUCCACAAAGACCAGUUGAUCACACCACACAGUACGACCACCAGCAGAUCAUCAUUAUGGAAUCUGAUCCUGUGGUCAAAAAAGCUGCAAGUUCUCUUUAUGAUAAGCGUCCAGAUGUGAGCUCCGUCUACAUUCUUGAUGAAAACCAAAGACCAAAACUGAUCCGUGGGGCCUCUGUGCCGCUGUCAGAGGACAGCAGACUGGUGCUGGUCGGUCACGGGGCCAAAGACAGUUCAGGAGACAUGAGAUUGUCUGGGUACGGAGCCCAAGAUGUGGCCAAAGUCAUUCAGAGGACCUCCAGAGUCAGUGAUACGAUUAAAACAACAAGUGUGGUGGCAUGUGAGGUCGGAUCCGAUAAAGUCUUCAUCCAAACCCUGCUGACAGAGCUUCGUAAGAGCAGCAUUGAGACAGAGCUGCACCUGAGGUAUUCUGCGAUCCAGGUCCUGCACACGGGACAGAAAAUUACUGAAGAAAUCUCUCCAGACGGAGUGAAGUGGCGUCACAAAGACGACAGCAUGAAGGUGGUGGCAAACCUUGAUAGAAACGGAGACGCAGUUAUUAGAAAUGAGCCUGGCAGCAAAGGAGAGGCAGUGUUUACCAAUGAAAGGAACUUACUGAUGCCAAGGGGUCAACCGGAGUCGGAUUUGAGCUACAGAGACAAAUGGCCAAAAGACCCGAGGACAUUUAUUCCCCAGGAUGGAGACUUUAAGACGUUUAGUAAAGGCUUAUAUAAAGUUGAGGUUCUGACUUGGGGAUUAUUUCAUGCUGAUCAGCCCCUUCCAGAAAAGGUCAAUUUCCAAACCUUGCAACAGUUAAAGAAGCAUUUUUUAAUUGGGAAAAAGGUCAAAGAUAAUAAUAAUAAGGAGAAAAUAAGUUGGAUAACGGACGAGCCAGAACUACAGAAGAUUCUUUCCAAGUGUUAUGAGAUUAAAUCAGGCGCAGAUGUAAGAAGUAUCAUCCGUCACUAUGCAAAGACGGGAGAAAAUGAGGCCACAUACCUGAAGAUCAAUGACUGGAUAUUAGAAGUUAAUCCUAAAAAUCUGUACGUUCAUCCAGUUGGAAAACAGCUUGACAACAAUCAAAUGGGAAAUGAGGUCAAAAUUAAUGAAGUUAAGAAAUGUGUUACUGAACAGAUCGGCAAAGAAAGUUACAACGAAAUGAAACCUCAUAUAAAAUCAAAGGAGAGAUAUGUUGAAUAUGUGGAAGGCACUUUGAAGGGAGAGCGCCUUCAUAACCUCGCUCUUUCCACUGAGGCCUGGUUCACCACGUACUUCACAGCCUCAGUUAUUUCUGAAUCUGCUCGAAAUUUCCGGACAUUUCCUCUGACUCUCAUGGCUCUGGAUCUGGUACAAAGCACAACUGAAGAAUACAAAGCCGCUGGAGUGAAUUUCUUUUUUGAUGAACACCCAAUGGCAACAGGAGGGAGUUGGACUGACCCAAGCAGUCGUGGAUUCAGUGGCGCAACAACAGUGAAUGUAAAGAAAUUUCCAAAACUAAAGAAAGUCCUAGAAAAAGAGCUCGAUCUGUACAACUUGUGGUUUAAGAAUGGUCACGAUAAGGUUAUGAAACGGAUAUUGAAAGUUGCAAAUGAAUACAAUGUGAUUAAAGAUAAUUCACCUGAACGAAAAACCAUGUUAGAAGAUUCUAAGAAUUUUGUAGUAAAAGUAGACAGAGCUUGGAAUCAACCAUCUGGGGCCUUAGGAGGAUACCAUGACGGCCACGUAACAUCGCAAAACUUAAAAUCUGCCUCAGAGUUGGAAAACUCCUUCAAACUGGAAUCCUAUUAUUCAAGGGCAUCUGCGUCAUUAGCUGAAGAAAUCCACAGCCAGCUGAGGAUGAAAUAUGGAGAAACUCUGGCAGGACUGCAUCUCAAGGAAGGAAGUGACCGAAUAGAAAAGGGACAGUUCAUAUGUGAGCUGGUGUCGAAGGAUCCUGAUGCUAAACCUGUUGAAUUCAGGGUUGAGUUAUCUCCAGAGAGUCUACGCCACAAUGAGAAUUUGUUCAAGGGCCUUGACACAGCAGCUCAGGACAUGGAGGGUUUAAGAUCCCAACAUCCAGUCAACAAGUUUGUAGAGCACACAGGAACUGCUGUCGGUGCACUCGGCCUCCUGCUGGGCAUGAAUGGAGCUGUUAAUGCUUUUGAACAGGGCGACAUUAAAGAUGGUGCAGUGGGAGCUUUGCAAACAGCUCAUGGAGUCACAGGUAUGUCGAUGUCUGUUAUUGCGAGACAAGCUCUGACUUCAGAGACAAGAAUCGCCAGAGCUGCAGCAACGAUCAUGAGAAGUCCUGCAAUGAAGGGCAUCAUGAAAGUUGUACCAAUAGUGGGGAUUGGAUUUGGGAUAUACAGUCUGAAACAAGAUAUAGAGAGGGGGGGUGCACUGGGGGCGAUUGACGGUGUCUUCGAUGCUAGUAUGGUUGUUUUGGAUGUUGUUGGACUUGCUGUUCCUGUACUGGAACCUUUUAUCAUGCCUAUAAAUCUGGCUUUAUCAGUGAUUCGGAUGAUCUCUGAUGAUAUUUAUAUGGGCGUAGAGCAUGAACUCAACAGUCUCCCCCCGGACGCUGACCUUCUGGAUAAAAUCUGGGCUGUUGAAGUUGGCGCUGCGAAGGGUCUUAAGCAUUUUGCCAUUCAAGUGGCUAGUGUGUUUUACAAUUGGCAUUAUGAUGAAAUUGAGGAGGGUAAAAGACUUGUUGAGCAGAUAUCAGACUAUAAACAGUAUUACACAGUUAUAACGGAACACGAUGGAGCGACUGCCGUAGAUUUUACUAGCGGCAGCUCCUCUUGGAAUGGAGGAGGCAUUGACUUCUGUCUGGCUGAUCAGGGUCAGUCUCAGUUCUGCAUGAACUCUUUUGUAUCUAGUGAUGAGACUUUUGGGAAAAAGUGUUGGAACAUUAACACACAAGGAAGCAAUGAUAUCAUUCUUGGCCUGGGAGAGUCACAUGAAUUACUGUAUAAGAUAUUACAAAAGAAAAUACUCAUGUUCAUACCAUCUGGCUCUGUGACAGUGGUUUGUGAUUAUGAUGCGGUGUCAAAUUCAAGAUAUGGAAAAUACAAAGGAAACAGAGAUUCAAAUCGCUUUUUUGCAGUUGACAAAUCAGAGGACAAGCAAGUGAUGGAGCUGAUGUUGACUUACUACUACCAGCUCUAUGGGGAACCAGGUGAUGACAUAUUCUUCCUCGGUCCUCAGAGAAGUAACGUCGAAGGCGCUGGUGGAAAGGACACAUACAUCAUCCCUGUCAACGGCGGUAAAACAAUCAUUAACAACUACGAUCCAUCUAAAGCUCUGGACACUCUUCACUUCACUGCUAACUACAGUCACAUUUCUGUGUCUAAAUCUGGGAACGACGUUGUGUUUAUGUAUGAGAGCGACCACACUGUGACCAUUCAAAACUGGUUUUCAGGAGAACUGUAUCGUCACAUGGACAUGAUGUCAGGAGACGGAGUCUUAUUCGAGAUUUCCACCAUUGUGGUUUCUUCUGUUCGGCUGGUGGCCAGAGGAAUUAACAAGAUGUUUAUGAAACAUGGUGAAUAUGUGAACGCAUCACAGCCACUUUUACAGAGAGUUACAAACAUCUUUGGCUCUCAGUUUGAUGAUGUGCUCAUUGGAAAUGCAGAGAAGAACCUCAUGGAUGGAGGAGGAGGUAGAGAUCAUCUGACUGGUGGUGAAGGAGGAGACAUCUACAUGGUGAAAGGUAGAAUUCAUUCUUCAGUGAUGAUUGAAAAUUACUCCAAAGACAAUGAAACAGACGUGGCUCUAAUAGAAGCAGAUCUAAAGACUUGUAGAGUCACAGUACGAGGGGAUGAUGUCGUUCUGACAGCUUCACAUGCGACUACAGACAUUAACGUGACUUUACUGAACUGGUUCCGAUCAGCGAACGACAGACACUUGUUCUUCAUCACCAACGACAUGAUCUCUUUCAAACUCUCAGCUCACAAGGAUGAUUGUCUUCAUGCUCACACAUUGACCAGCUGCAUAAAAAGCUUCAGUAUUGAUUACAGCAGGUCCACAUCUCCUCUGCUGGUGGACCUCGAGGAGUCUGAGGCGUAUGAAAGUGUGACAGAGGUCCGUGGGUCAAACUUUACUGAUGACAUCAGAGGGAACAAAGAGCACAACGUGUUCCUCCCAGGAGGAGGUGAUGAUAACCUUCAGGGUAGAGGAGGUGAGGACUGGUACGUUAUCACACCAGGCCAAGGACUUAAAAACAUCAGCAACUUCUCACCAGAUCCAGUCAUGGACAUUCUCUUCAUUAAAGACCAAUAUCAGAAUAUAACCUGUACUUGUGAUGUACCCAACAUCAUCAUCUCUGUGUCUGGCAGAGAAAAUGUUGUUUUAAACUCCUGGUUCGAGUCAAAGUAUCAUCAGCACCUGCAGAUCAAGACCAGCGAUGGAAUAACAGCUGGACUGAGUUGGAACAUCAGCAGCUGUGACGACAUGAAGACUUUAAUGUUCCCCAUUACUGUUGAUUACAGAAACCAGAAACCUGAAGCACUUUCCCAGAAAGAGUCAGAUCAGGGAGGAGAACAUCCAGAGUGUUUCAGAUACAGAAGCAGGAACUCAAAGGAGAGGCUCUUCUGUGGCCUCCAAGGCAAAGUGAUGGUAAUGGAUGAAGUUGACUCAGUGAAAGAAAUGCUUGGCUCGGCAGGUUUCGACAUCAUGGUUGGGAACAGGAAGGACAAUUUGCUUGAUCCUUCCACUGGGGGUGCACUGAUGUCUGGAGGUGAAGGAGAAGACACUUACAUCAUCAAACAGGGAUACGGAGACAACUUAAUGAUCGAUAACUUUGCAAACGACCAGAAAAUAGACACUGUGUUGAUUGACAUGGAUUUUGUCGCUGGCGGCCAAGUUACCCUGGACUCAUCAUCAACAGGAGAUCUGAAGGUGACAAUCACAACAAAAGGGGAACAAUUCAAAUUCACACUGAUCGGCUACAACGACAGUUUCCAAAACCAGCACCUGCAGUUCCAGAGCUCUGACGGCGUCAUUUUUAAAUUGAAAUCACUGAACUCAACUGCAGAAGUUCCUUUAUUCCAGACUCAGGCUUUCAAAGUGACUCUGCCACCGUCGCAGUCCGACUGUCGCUUCGACCUCGGCUCUUGGCAAAAUCUGUCACAGGUCCACACAGUGCAAGGUUGCCCCUCCCAGUCCAAUGACAUCCUAGGUAACGAUGAAGACAACGCGCUUAUUGGUGGGUGGAAGGACGACACCUUGGAAGGAGGUCAAGGAGAUGACACGCUGAUAGGAGGAAAUGGAAGCGAUAUCCUGAUUGGUGGGUUAGGAGACGAUACUCUGUACGGUGAGGAUGGAAACGACACAAUGAUUGGAAACUCUGGCAGAGACGUCUUCAUUCCUGGACCUGGAGCAGAUCUCAUAGACGGAGGUUCUGGCAGAGACACAGUUCUGUACCGGGGGGAUCAUGAAACGGGUCAAGGAGUCUAUGUCAACCUGCUCACUGGACAAGGUCGCUACGCUGAUGCCGAAGGGGACGUAUUGAAGGACGUGGAGACUGUGAUUGGCACCAUCUACUCUGACAUCUUGGUGUCUGGUUACGAAAGUUCCCUUCUCAGAGGUUCGGAUGGCAACGACAUCUUGGUGUCCACUGGUGGUGAUUACCUGGUCGGGGGGGAUGGAAGCGACAUUUACAUGUUGGCUUUCCAGAGCGGCUCAGUCACCAUCGACAACUGUGCAAAGGACGACGCCAACGAUGUUUUGUUCUUAGGAUCACUGUCACCACUGGCGUGCGACGUCCAGAUCCUCUCUGACAGACUUAUCCUGUCUUUCUUUUCAUUAAACCAAACAGUUGUUAAGAUUUCACUGGAAGGCUGGAACAGUGAUGAGGGCGCCUGUGGUCACCUGGUGCUGGUUUCCUCAAGGUUCCAGAUGUAUGUGGACGAGCUGUUAGACCAUCUGUUAGAGGAGUGUCUGUUCAAUGACGAGGAAUGAGUUGUGCUCAUCAGUCAACGGUUGGAGCAUCUGGACCAAUCUAACUAUCAACAGUUUUUCUAUGCUUCAGAUGUGUGGCACAAAAUCUCUAAGUUCUGACAUACUGCAGAAUAGAGUAAGCUUUAAAUCUGUUUGUCUGCCCAUGAAUAAUAAUAAUACAUUAAUGAAAUUCUACCUGUAAUGAUUUACGAAGGAAAAACUUCAAUCUAUUGUCUGUGAUUUUGUUUCUUGAAACUGUGCCGAGCAAAGGACAAAUACUUGGUUGUAAAGGCUCAUCGUUUGUUUCUAACUCUUUUCUAAUGAUGAAGUAACAUCUUUGAUGAAACAUGUGUGAUGGUCUGUUCAGUGUUCUCAGUGGUGAAUAAAAGAAUGAACUUGA